Molecule: messenger RNA, 4224 nt
Organism: Fukomys damarensis (Damara mole-rat)
Lineage: Eukaryota; Metazoa; Chordata; Mammalia; Rodentia; Bathyergidae
Gene: Rnf216
Product: ring finger protein 216
Exons: 18
Coding region: 525-3308 (927 amino acids)
Molecular function (GO): zinc ion binding
Source: RefSeq, a predicted model, not a curated record
CAGCAAUUCCAUGCCCUAGGCCGUAGAAGAUCCUAGGCGGAGGAGGACUCAUCCUGUGGUGGCUCCUUGCCUGAAUGAUAUAAAGGGGAAAUGAAGAAGAGCAUUGCUGCUUCUGUUCCUUUAGAGGACCUCCAGUCUUUGCCUUGGAUGUUAACUCCUGCCUUCCAGAGCAGACUUCGGCUUCUGGCGUGGAUCCUUCAGCCUCCAUCACAGACCCAUCAGCCUUCUGAUACAGACUCGCUCUGGACACUGCAGGGAGCUCCAGACCUUUGACUAAAUCCUUCAGUCUCUCGUUUGCAGACACCCUGUGCACUCGUCCAACUGGGUGGCCAUCGAAUGGACCAACUCCAACCUACUCCCAGAUGUUCAGUUGACCUAGCAACAUUUAAAGAGACCAGUCUUUCUCCCUGUUAACUGCAGUGGCACCUUUGUCUUGAUGCAGGUGACUUAAAAUAGACCCUUUGAACAGAUGGUCACCAUGCUGAGAUAUUAGCCAUCACAUAUGAGUAUGCCCACAUUUGAAAAUGGCAGAGGGAAAUAACAAUGAAGAGGUGAUUCACUUGAACAGUUUUCACUGCCACAGGGGACAAGAUUGGAUCAGUCUCAGAGAUGGGCCCAUCACCAUAUCUGACUCCUCUGAUGAGGAAGGGAUUCCAAUGCUGGUCACCCCAGCUCCUGAGCAGCAUGAAGAGGACCUGGAUGAUGACAUCAUCCUGACUGAAACAAAUAGACCUCAGACUUCACGACCCAAUCUCAUCAAACCAGCUGCCCACUGGCAAGAUCUGAAAAGAUUGGGAGAAGAAAGGCCUAAAAAGUCUAGAGCAGCAUUUGAAUCAGAUCAGAGCAGCUAUUUUUCAGUGUGUAACAACCCAUUGUUUGAUUCUGGGGCACAGGAUGAUUCUGAGGAAGACUACGGUGAAUUUCUGAAUCUUGGGCCUCCUGGCGUCUCUGAAUUCACUGAGCCAAGAAGUCAAGCAGAAGCAGAAUCCGAACCUGGACCCAAUCAUAACCAAGCCGUAAAUGAUAUUGUCAAUCCCAGAUUGGAGCAGAAGAUCAUUAUCUUUAGAGAAAGUGGCCUCCUCUUCCCAGAAAGUGAUCCUUUGGAUACUCAGAACCAGUCAUCUGAAGACUCGGAGCCAGAGCUAUUUUCACAUCUGGGAGAAUCGACUACUUUGGGAGAUGAUCCAGACAUCGAAGAAGACUACUGGCUCAACCAUCCGUACUUACAGUCUCUAAAACAACAGCCCCGUGAGGUAACAAACCAGGUUGUUCCCCAGGAGCGGCAUUCUAAAGGAGAACUUCGCUCCUUUGUAUUUCGGCACGAACUCCCAGUUCCUGCUUUUCCAAGGCCAGCUUUUCCAAAACCAGAACCCCAGCAAGAUGGGGUUUCAGGCCCUGCUUCUCCUCAGCCCAUACACCCGCUAGGAGAGCUUGAAGACCAACAGUUAGCAAUUGAUGAUGAAGAGCCAGGGCCAGCCUUUCCCCUGAGAGGAUCUAAGGAGGCCAAUUUGGAAAACCUUUGGGGACAAGAACCUCCUGAGGUAGAUCAAGAAUUCAUUGCACUAUUAGUGAAAGAAACAGAAGCAAGAUUUCCAGAUGUAGCAAAUGGGUAUAUUGAAGAAAUAAUUCAUUUGAAGAAUUAUUAUGAUUUGAAUGUACUUUGUAAUUUUCUUCUGGAAAAUCCAGAUUAUCCAAAGAGAGAAGACAGGAUCAUUAUCAAUCCCAGCAGCAGCCUUCUCGCCAGCCAGGACGAUACAAAGUUGCAUAAAAUAGACUACUUUGACUAUUCAAAAUUGAGUCCUCUUGACCAGCGCUGCUUCAUCCAAGCUGCUGACCUGCUGAUGGCUGACUUCAAAAUGCUCAGCAGUCAGGACAUUAAGUGGGCCCUGCAUGAGCUCAAAGGACACUAUGCAAUCACCCGAAAGGCCUUUUCUGAUGCCAUUAAAAAAUGGCAGGAACUAUCACCAGAAGCCAGUGGAAAAAGGAAAAAGAGAAAAGAAAUGAAUCAAUACUCUUACAUAGAUUUCAAAUUCGAACAAGGUAACGUCAAAAUAGAAAAGAGGAUGUUCUUUCUGGAAAAUAAGCGGCGACAUUGUAGAUCCUAUGACCGGCGUGCCCUCCUUCCAGCUGUGCAACAAGAACAAGAAUUCUACGAGCAGAAAAUCAAAGAGCUGGCAGAGCAUGAAGACUUUUUGCUUGCCCUGCAGAUGAAUGAAGAACAGUAUCAAAAGGAUGGCCAGCUGAUCGAGUGCCGCUGCUGCUACGGGGAAUUUCCAUUUGAGGAGCUGACACAGUGUGCUGAUGCUCACCUGUUCUGCAAAGAGUGUCUCAUCAGAUAUGCCCAGGAAGCAGUCUUUGGAUCUGGAAAGUCAGAGCUCAGCUGUAUGGAAGGCAGCUGCACGUGUUCCUUCCCAACCAGUGAGCUGGAGAAGGUGCUUCCACAGACCAUCCUGUAUAAAUACUACGAGCGAAAAGCUGAAGAGGAAGUUGCUGCGGCCUAUGCUGAUGAGCUUGUCAGGUGCCCCUCCUGCAGCUUUCCUGCUCUGUUGGACAGUGAUGUGAAGAGGUUCAGUUGUCCUAACCCUCGUUGCCGGAAGGAGACCUGUAGGAAGUGUCAGGGACUCUGGAAAGAACAUAACGGCCUCACCUGUGAAGAGCUGGCUGAGAAGGACGACAUCAAGUACCGAACUUCUAUUGAAGAAAAAAUGACUGCUGCCCGCAUUAGGAAAUGCCACAAAUGUGGUACUGGCCUCAUCAAAUCUGAAGGCUGCAAUCGAAUGUCUUGCCGCUGUGGUGCCCAGAUGUGCUACCUCUGUCGAGUGUCUAUAAACGGAUAUGACCAUUUCUGCCAGCAUCCCCGCUCACCAGGAGCCCCUUGCCAGGAGUGUUCGAGAUGCUCCCUCUGGACUGACCCCACUGAAGAUGAUGAGAAGCUAAUCGAGGAGAUCCAGAAAGAGGCCGAGGAGGAGCAGAAGAGGAAGAAUGGAGAAAACACCUUCAAGCGAAUCGGGCCCCCGCUGGAGAAGCCUCCCGAGAAGGUGCAGAGGAUGGAAGGUCUGCCUCGGCCAGUCCCGCAGAACUUGCCUCCGCCACAGAUGCCUCCCUAUGCCUUUGUGCACCCACCCUUCCCCCUGCCACCUGUGCGGCCCAUGUUCAAUAACUUCCCACUCAACAUGGGCCCCGUGCCAGCGCCCUAUGUGCCCCCUCUGCCCAACAUGCGCAUCAACUUCGACUUCGGUGCCAUGCACAUGCCACUGGAGCACAACCUGCCCAUGCACUUCGGCCCCCAACCACGGCACCGCUUCUGAUGGCCAGAGCUCCAGGGGCAGAGGGCCCUCACUUGGGCCCAGCUCUGCCCUGGUGUUCCCAGUGAGGAUGGCCACUCAGUGCUCAGGUGGGCUGAUUUUUUCCCCUCCAUCCCAGAAAAGGCCACUGUUCCUCUGAGCAGGUGCCCGUCUGGCUCUCACUGAGCUGACAUAAGGGCAGCAAAACCCUCUUCCCCAGUUCUGCCACCAUGGCAGUCAGCAUGGUGGCCCUGGCUGUGCCCAGGCCCUGUGUCUGCUGUGUCUUCAAGCCCCUGCAGAAAGAGGCAAGAAGAAAUAUCUGGCCUGUCCCCUCCCCUGAACAACAGAGCCAUCCAGGCCCAUCCACAGCACAGCCAGGCCCCUAGUAGACAUUGUAGCGAACAGCAGUGCCUGGAGAGAGCUAGGGUAUCUGAGCAGCCCCCAGGGAAGCCGGGAAUAGCCUAGUAUUCCUGCUGUACCCCCACAGCCUUGGCCCAGCGGCCCGCUGUCUCUCACACUCGUGCUUCCUCAGAGCUGGACCCUGGGGCGCACAUCAGCUGUGGGCCUCUCCCUUGGGCCCAGCAUCAGCAUCUGGGCCUCCCCAUCUUGAAGAGGCUGCUCUUGGCCCAACUGAGGGUAGCAGCUCCAUGGGCACAGGCCUGGGGCGCACAGUGUGGGGGCUGCAUUCCUCGGCCCUCAGCAGCUCAGACCCCAUUGCCAUCAUGGCACCCACUCAGGUCAGACAGCCCAGAGGACCAUCCCAUUGUUCAGCUUUUAUUUUGUUGGGUUUUGUUUUGUGGAGCGGUUUUUGGUUUUUUGAGACAGGUUCUCACUUUGUAGUGCAGACAGGCCUUGACCUCACUGUGUAUCCUAGGCUAGUCUCAGAUUCUGGGCGAUUCUCUUGCCUCAGCCUCCUGAGUGCUAGGAUUAUAGGCGUGCA